This is a messenger RNA of Anisakis simplex (herring worm), 528 nucleotides long. The record is from the annotation of a GenBank genome assembly. Lineage: Eukaryota; Metazoa; Nematoda; Chromadorea; Rhabditida; Anisakidae.
CAGUCCGAGGAGGCAAGAACCAACUGGCGAUCAAUAUGGAUCAUGGCGUUUAUAUUGUUUUUAGUGAAGAUGCAGUUCUCGGUUUAUUAUGCAACCGUAUGGCCAUUUCUUCAGGAGGUAUGUUAUCUUCAGGAGAUAUUUCGAGUUUUAGGUGCUGCGUUGUCGGCGCCAUUGUUUGGCUAUUGGUCGAACAAAAUGAAACAAAUUAAAUUACCAGCAGUCACUGGUAUUGUCGUAAUGUUCAUGUCGAAUCUUUGUUUCAUGUUCAUCGAAUUCAUACCAACGAAUAGGAAAUACUUCUUGUUGCUCGCUAGACUCGGUCAUGGCACUGGAAUAGGUUCGUUUAUUCGUUCUCAUUUGUUCCACACUAUUGCGAGCGCUAAUAAGGACAAAUCCACCGCAGCGGCUAUUUCGGACGGUGCAUAUUGCUUGGGUCUUGCGUUUGGACCAGGUUUCCUCUUCGAUUUUUUGUUUGUUCCACUAAAUGAAUCCAUACAUCAGCACAACAGAAUACGAAUGCUCCAGUGA